AUGGACGUCCGCAAGAAGAAGAGAAAGGUCCUCUUGAUGGGGAAGAGCGGGUCGGGAAAGUCGUCCAUGCGCUCCAUCAUCUUCAGCAACUACGUCGCCAAAGAUGUCCGCCGACUGGGCGCUACGAUUGAUGUGGAGCACAGUCAUGUCAAGUUCAUGGGGAACCUGACGUUGAACCUGUGGGACUGUGGAGGACAGGAUGCCUUCAUGGAGACCUACCUCGCCUCGCAACGAGGCAACAUCUUCUCCGACGUCGCCGUCCUCAUCUACGUCUUCGACAUCGAGUCCCGCGAGGUCGAGCGCGACCUGGACACGUACAACCUGAUCAUCGGCGCGCUGAAGGAGUACAGCCCGAACGCGUACGUCUUCUGUCUCGUGCACAAGCUGGAUCUCAUCCAGGCGGAGCACCGCCAACGCAUCUACGAGGAACGCUCCGCGCUGAUCCGCAGCCGCUCCGACCACUUCGCCAUCGACACCUUCGGCAGCAGCAUCUGGGACCAGUCGCUGUACAAGGCGUGGGCGGGCAUCGUGCACCGCCUGAUCCCCAACCUGACCGUCAUCGAACGCUUCCUGCAGGCCUUUGCCAAACGCAUCGACGCCGAGGAAGUCAUCCUCUUCGAGCGCUCCACCUUCCUGACCGUCACCUCGGUCGCCUCGGACAUCGGCGACAUGAACCCCAUCUACGACCGCCACGAGCGCUUGUCCAACAUCAUGAAGGCCUUCAAGCACUGCGCCGCCCGCAACACCCACACCACCCCGGCCUCUGCCGGCUUCGUCGUCAUGCACACCAAGACCCCGCAAUUCAACGUCUUCCUCGGCCGCUUCACCGACAACACGUACAUCUUCCUUGUCGUCCCGCCCGGCGAAGCCGCCUACAACUGUGCCGUGUUGAACACCAUGCUGGCGCGCGAGGGCUUCGCCAAAGCCGCAGCCACCGGGUACGGCGACGGCUUUCCGCUCCCCGCGCCGGACACUCCCGAUGGCCAAACCGCGCGGGGCUGA
Aspergillus terreus NIH2624 is the source of this 1002-nucleotide messenger RNA. RefSeq names its product Rag GTPase GTR1. Bases 1 to 1002 code for a protein of 333 amino acids. Gene Ontology annotation, molecular function: GTPase activity; GTP binding. The record is from RefSeq and is a predicted model, not a curated record. Lineage: Eukaryota; Fungi; Ascomycota; Eurotiomycetes; Eurotiales; Aspergillaceae. The transcript has 2 exons. Gene Ontology annotation, cellular component: nucleus; fungal-type vacuole membrane; Gtr1-Gtr2 GTPase complex. Gene Ontology annotation, biological process: regulation of autophagy; cellular response to amino acid stimulus; cellular response to starvation.